ACUACCCCAAAUUAUAACUUUGCAUAAAAAUCGAGCAAGGAGUCAAUAUACAAAACAAAUCGAAGAAAAUAAAUUAAAAAUAGUUGGUUUUUUGCAAUGAAAAUGCCGAGUUUAAUAACUUAUGAAAGAAAGCAUUUAACCGAAGCGCAGUAUCGUGCUUUAGGGUCGUAUAUCGCAAGGAAAAGAUUGAAAGAAGACACAUACGAGAAUGGAAUUGCAAGUAGUGAUGUACCCGUUGACAACCAAACACUGCCUGAAGAAGAAACGCUCGAUAUUGAACCAAAAAGUCCUGUAAAACCGUCUCCUCGACAAAUACGAAUGGAAAAGGAGAAAGAAUUGAACAGCGUUCAGACAGAACUAGCAGAACUCGAGACGAUGCUCGUCAAAUUGAAAGAAAAAAAACACGAACUCUUUGAAGAAGUGAAAAGUUUAGUAAAUAAGGAAAGAGAAGCAAAAGAAACACAAAUGCAUGGCUAUCUCUCGCCAUUUAUGCAUCAUCCUGGCAUUGGACCAGGACCAGGAAUGAUGAUUUCACCUUUUCGUCCAGGUAUGAAAAGACCAAAGAGCCCCUCUCCCCCACCCGUUCAGAUAUAUCCCUCUUCAAGCAUACAACAGCCAUUUCCUCCAAUGCCAAACAACAGAAUGCAAGGUCCUGCAGAAAGCAUGAAUCCAAGUUAUCAAUUCCGACAGAAUUACCCUCAACGGAACCUACGACAGCAAGUUCAUGGAUCCCAUGGUCCUAAUUCUCCUCAACCCAGUGGCAAUCAAUUUCCUCCUGUGGACAGAAAUUUCCCAUCAUUUGGAACCCCUCAAAUGUCUGACAACAGAAUGACGAGUGGACACUCCACCAUCCCACCCCCGCCUCCACCAGCACAACCACCUUUCAUGCAACAAAAUAUGCAACAGAACCCAUCCAACGAUGGUGUACAAGGAUUUAGUGUGUCACCUUCAGGAAAAGACCGACCAGGUUUUAACAAUCCUAGUAGCUACCGUCCUUCACAAGGAGCCGGGUAUACGAAACGUGAUGGUCACGGUGGUAAUCCUGGGAACAGGUCACGUUACCAUUAGAUACACGAGAGAGAGUUCUGACUUCUGAACUUCUGGAUGGUUAAGCCCCAAUCACACACAAGAGAAUUCAAUUCAAGUCAUUGAAAAAUAUAUCAAAUAGCAAAAAAACGUUUAAAAAUCUUUUUAUUCUACAGAAAAAUUGAAAGAACUAUUUAAAACUUGUGUACUUCAAAGCCAAUGGUAAAGAUAUCCAACUUAGGCAAUUCCUAAGACCAAACUUGCCAGAAUCUUAAAAACUAAGUUUUUAAAAUGCAUAUGGCUAUCGCGUGAAUAUUGAAAACAAAUUAUUACCUACACUCUACAGUAUGUAUUUCGUUGCGAUAAUUGUAUUAGUUUUAUUCUAAAAUUUAUACUGACCCACUGCCUAAUAAAAAGGUAA
Molecule: messenger RNA, 1447 nt
Organism: Dendronephthya gigantea
Lineage: Eukaryota; Metazoa; Cnidaria; Anthozoa; Malacalcyonacea; Nephtheidae
Product: pollen-specific leucine-rich repeat extensin-like protein 1
Exons: 5
Coding region: 97-1068 (323 amino acids)
Source: RefSeq, a predicted model, not a curated record